CAGUGAAAAAAGGGAACGACGGCGACGACGAGACUCCCGGAAUAAAGUGAAUUUGGUUUUCGAAUUACGGUGCAUAGGGAUUUGUGGUUCUUCACCGCCGGAAACCGUCUCCGUGGUCGCUGUGGAAGCAACUGCAUCGGUGGGCGUCAGGAAACUAAAUAAAACAGAACGAGACACGCAUCAGGAAGUGCAUCCUCAUUCUCAUCAGCAUUGACCGUGUUUUUCGGUGGUGGGCAGUUAGAGCCCGGGAUUUGCGAGCGUUCGCGAGACGAGUGCGUUCGUUUGGGCAAUUUUGUGUCGGCGCCGCUGAGAGAAGAGAGCCCUAAGUGAGUGAGCGAGCGAACCGACCACCGGUAGGAGAGUGCGUGCGUGUGCCCAAACCCUGGUCCCUGGUCGCUUUCGCUGUGCAGAGUGUUAAAAGGCCGUAAAUCGGAAGCGCGAAUUUGCACCGGACGCACACUCCGGGCACAGCAGCCUCCUAAGCAAAGAGACUACUGACAACAAGGAGGAACGCAUGAUUUACGCUGUUUGCGUGUACAGUGCGCAGUAGGUGCGUCGUGUGUGGUGUUGUUGGACGGACGGACGUACAAUUCGUACAACAACAGUUACAACAAGGAAGCUAGGGUGUUUGGUGUGUGUGCUAUAUUGUUUAAGCAGGCUGUGCGUGCAAAGCUCUCAAAAUGACUGAAGAAUCCUACCCGAAGACGCUGUACGUCGGCAAUCUAGACACCUCCGUCACCGAGGAGCUGCUGUGCACACUGUUCAGUCAGAUGGGCACGGUGAAGAGCUGCAAGAUCAUCCGCGAGGCCAGCAACGACCCUUACGCAUUUAUCGAGUACGCCAACCACACGUCGGCCCAGACCGCACUCGCCGCCAUGAACAAGCGGUUCUUCCUCAAGAAGGAAAUCAAAGUGAACUGGGCCACGAGCCCGGGAAACCAGCCGAAAACGGACACGAGCCAGCACUAUCACAUCUUUGUCGGGGAUCUGAGCCCGGAAAUCGAAACGGAGACGCUGCGGGAAGCAUUCGCUCCGUUUGGCGAGAUAUCGAACUGCCGCAUCGUACGUGACCCACAAACCCUCAAAUCGAGGGGCUACGCAUUCGUGUCGUUUGUAAAGAAAGCUGAGGCAGAGAACGCCAUUCAAAUGAUGAACGGUCAAUGGUUGGGGUCGCGCUCCAUUCGCACCAACUGGUCCACACGCAAACCGCCGGCACCACGCGACAAUUCUAAAGGAAUUAAAAGUGGCAAAACUCCAGGAUUCGAGGAAAUUUUUAAUAAUACUAGCCCUACCAACACAACGGUUUACUGCGGCGGAUUUCCUCCAAACACCAUCACCGACGAGCUGAUCCAGAAGCACUUUGCUCAGUUUGGUCAGAUCCACGAUACGCGAGUGUUCAAGGAUAAGGGUUACGCAUUCAUUCGAUUCGCUAACAAAGAAUCGGCGGCGCGAGCCAUUGAGGGAACGCACAACAGCGAAGUGCAGGGCCACCCGGUGAAGUGCUACUGGGGCAAGGAGAACGGUGGAGAUGUCAACAGCAACGGUAUCCACAAUGCAACUGCCUCGGCGAUCGCAGCCGCUGCGGCGUCCGGCAUGAUGAGUAUGAACGGAAUGGUUAGUCCCCUGCAACCUAUGCAGCAGCAACAGAAUGCUGCAGCAGCUGCUGCCGCUGCCGCCAACCUCGCAGCUCAUCAACACAAUGCGGCCAACUCACAGUUGUCACAGGCAUCGGCCGCAGCGGCGGCUGCAAAUGCUCAGUAUCCUUACUCGACUGCCUACGGUCAGAUUGGCGCGUACUGGAUUCCGGGAGCUUAUCCGCCGAUGCAAACUCAGUAUAUGCAGCAAGGAUAUUACGCCUAUCCGACGGCCUAUGCAACUGCGGCCCCCCAACAGUCAGCUACAGCAGGUUACCGUAUGAUGCAGCCGAACAUGGCGGCUUGGAGCAUGCCAACCGUUCCCACGGUGGCGACAAAUGGUGCGGCUGCCGCGGCAGCUGCCGCAGCCGCUGCCCACGCAUCCUCUCAGCAGCCAAUGAUGUAUGCAACCAUGUCUCAGUUCCAGUCGCAAUGA
Molecule: messenger RNA, 2069 nt
Organism: Anopheles aquasalis
Lineage: Eukaryota; Metazoa; Arthropoda; Insecta; Diptera; Culicidae
Gene: Rox8
Product: TIA1 cytotoxic granule associated RNA binding protein Rox8
Molecular function (GO): RNA binding
Source: RefSeq, a predicted model, not a curated record